This is a messenger RNA of Manis javanica (Malayan pangolin), 3638 nucleotides long. RefSeq names its product GC-rich promoter binding protein 1 (gene GPBP1). Gene Ontology annotation, biological process: DNA-templated transcription; positive regulation of DNA-templated transcription. Gene Ontology annotation, cellular component: nucleus. Gene Ontology annotation, molecular function: DNA binding; RNA binding. Lineage: Eukaryota; Metazoa; Chordata; Mammalia; Pholidota; Manidae. The record is from RefSeq and is a predicted model, not a curated record.
AGGUUCUUUAGUACCGCUUCUUCCACACCCUUUCUCCCUCCUUCUUGUCCUCGCCCCGCCUUUCCCCUCCCUUUUCCUCAACCUCGCUCAUUCCUUCCCCGCCUCGCCAUCUUCCACAAUCUCGCGAGACUUGACCCAGAACAUUGCGGAUCGGGUCGGCGCCAUUUUGGGACUGAGACUGGUUGUGGGGGAGGGAAAAGCGGCAAAAGGGGAUUAUUCAAAGUACCGAAAACCUCCUCCCGGGAUCGAGCGCAGCUGAACCCCCAGGCCAGGGCCACCUCUGGUGUGGCAGAAGGUAACUCCGUCCUCUGUGCUCCACACCGGAGUCAGGGAGAGGUGAUUGAAUUACACAGAUGUGAAGAUAAUCAUCUAGGUUUUGUGUAAAAGGCCCCGGAUAUUUCAAGUGGCCAUUUUGGAAUUACCGUGUUUUUGGAUAAUUUUGCCCCAGAAGUUUAUUAACAUCGGCAAGAAUCAUCUCUGAAGUGAAUUGAUAGUAGUGAACAAUUCUACAAGCUGCUUAAAAGAGACCCAGGCAUUUCUUCAGUAUUUUGGUUCAAACGGAACUAUAUAACUGGUUAAAGUAUUUCAGCUGGUGGUGUUUUUUUUUUUUGCCUUCUCCCAACCCCUCCCCUGUUGUUGGUGUUCUUCAGCCAAAACUGCAAGAUAUGUUUGAUUUGUGUACUGAGUAGUUUCGGCAGUUUCAAAUUGCUGUUUAAAUAUUGCUGAAGUUUCAUGGCAGUUUAUUUUUACCUUUAUUAAAAGUUUUAGGAAUUUUUGAUCUCAGCCCUUUUCAUGUCCCAAUGGGGCAGCUUUUCUAAAUGAUAUUGAAAGAAUACAGAGCUUUUUUCCUUUUCUCUUUUAUUUACUUGGAAAUUUAAGAUGUUGCAGUUUCCCAGCAGCAUGGUAAUAUUGAGAUAGCUAUGUGUUUCUGUAUAUUCUGAUGUUUAGGAAUGCUCUUCAGAUGUGAAAUUUUCCUUUUGCUUUUGCUUUUUGGCUCAUAAAUUGGAUAUUUCAUCGAGUGGAAAAGUACAACAGUGACAAGUACAUGGAAUAAUAAAAAGACUUUAUAAUCUUAAAUCCAAGGAACUUGGCUAAUUCUGGAGACAGCCAUAUGAAAACUUUAAAACAGAAGUAUGGGUAGCUGACUUGAAGUAACUCUAUGUCAAAUAGUCAUAGGUUAAGUAUCUUCAAAGAACUUGGAUAUUAUUUCAGAGGAUACAAAAUUAAAAAACAAACUGGAAAACAUAAAGAUUACAGAGAAAAACCCAACACCUUCCUGUGCAGUCCUAGUGGAAUUUGGACUUGCCAUGAGGUGUUGAAGCCUUGUUUCACUGAGUUGGAGAGACUGGACCUAAAUGGCGCAGCAUGACUUUGCUCCAGCCUGGCUUAAUUUUCCUACUCCACCAUCAUCAACCAAGUCAUCAUUGAAUUUUGAGAAGCAUUCUGAAAACUUUUCAUGGACAGAAAAUCGUUAUGAUGUGAAUCGUCGACGACACAACUCUUCAGAUGGCUUUGAUUCUGGUAUUGGACGUCCUAAUGGAGGUAACUUUGGAAGGAAAGAAAAGAAUGGAUGGCGUGCGCAUGGAAGAAAUGGUACAGAAAACAUAAAUCAUCGAGGGGGAUACCAUGGUGGAAGUUCCCGUUCUCGUAGCAGUAUUUUCCAUUCUGGAAAAAACCAAGGACUACAUGAAAACAACAUACCUGACAAUGAAAUGGGGAGGAAAGAAGACAAAAGAGAACGCAAACAGUUUGAGGCUGAAGAUUUUCCUUCUUUAAAUCCUGAAUAUGAAAGAGAACCAAAUCAGAAUAAAUCUUUAGCUGCAGGUGUAUGGGGCCUACACGCCCAGGCACACACAUACCCAACCAAAAAAAUCUCCCAAGCUCCUCUCUUAGAAUAUCCUCCGAAUCCUAAAUCUAGAGCUCCAAGAAUGCUGGUUAUUAAGAAAGGUAAUACAAAAGACUUACAGCUAUCUGGAUUCCCAGUAGUGGGAAAUCUUCCGUCACAGCCAGUUAAGAAUGGGACUGGUCCAAGUGUUUAUAAAGGCCUGGUCCCUAAACCUGCUGCUCCACCUACAAAACCUACACAAUGGAAAAGCCAAACUAAAGAAAAUAAAGUAGGGACUUCUUUCCCUCAUGAAUCUACAUAUGGUGUUGGCAACUUUAAUGCUUUUAAAUCAGCUGCCAAGAAUUUUAGUCCAUCAACAACUUCAGUGAAAGAGUGUAAUCGCUCAAAUUCCUCUUCACCUGUUGACAAACUUAAUCAGCAGCCUCGCCUAACCAAACUGACACGUAUGCGCACUGAUAAGAAGAGUGAAUUUUUGAAGGCAUUGAAAAGGGACAGAGUAGAAGAAGAACAUGAAGAUGAAAGCCAUGCUGGCUCAGAGAAGGAUGAUGACUCAUUUAAUUUGCAUAACAGCAAUAGUACUCACCAAGAAAGGGAUAUAAACCGAAACUUUGAUGAAAACGAAAUUCCGCAAGAGAAUGGUAAUGCUUCAGUGAUUUCCCAACAGAUUAUUCGGUCUUCAACCUUGCCACAAACUGAUGUUCUUUCAAGUUCACUUGAGGCAGAACACAGAUUGUUAAAGGAGAUGGGCUGGCAAGAAGACAGUGAAAAUGAUGAAACUUGUGCUCCUUUAACUGAGGAUGAAAUGAGAGAAUUCCAAGUUAUUAGUGAACAGUUACAGAAGAAUGGUCUGAGGAAAAAUGGUAUUUUGAAAAACGGCCUGAUCUGUGACUUCAAGUUUGGACCCUGGAAAAACAGCACUUUCAAACCAACUAUUGAGAAUGACGACACAGAGACAAGUAGCAGUGACACGUCAGAUGACGACGAUGUGUGAAGGAUUUCCUAACAGCUUUAGAAAUUUUAGUGUGAUACAUCUCUCAUACAGUUUGGGGUGAAUUGUAAAAAUGAAGAACUAUAAUUUAUGUAGUAAAAUACCCCAUUAGAAGAUGAUUAUUUUGUGGGACUUCAAUAUGAAGAAAACCAAGAAUGUUGUGUUGGGCUGUGUUGAACAUUAUUUCUUUGUAAAUGAAUGUUGUAGGAAUGAGGACUUUGGUUGAUCCAACGUUGACUUUCUUCAUCACUGCAGCAUUUUCUCUGACUAGCAAUGUGACGAUGUAACAAAUGAGAUUUUCUCAUUUAAUAAUAAAAAAGUUGUGUAAUGUUUUGCAAAGCUUCUGUCUUAAAAUGUCCAGGUCUUAAGAAAAAAGGCAGCUUACACUGUUUUGCUUGCAGAGUCAUAUCUUUUCGUAUAAUGGAAAUCCUCAAGUCCUUUGUUCCCCCUGUGCCCCCCAAAAAAGACAAUGUAGCAUGUUGGCUAAAACUGGAGCAAAGUGCACUAAAACAUUAAUUUCCUGAACUCAACUGUUGUACUAGUCACCUUUUAAAACAAAUUGCUCUUUAGCCAUUUGUAGUUCAGUAAACGUUACAGGAAAGACUUGCCACACUUUCUUCCAAAUUUUAAGAGGUGAUUUUUCAAGAGCUUUAUUUGGGUAUGUUUGUCAGACCAGGAUCUUCAGAGUUGAUGGAAAAGGGUCUUAUGGGAAAACUUACUUUGAUAAAUUACUACACAUGCAGAAAAACUGAUCACACUGACUGGAUCUGUCCACAACAUGGAAAAUAAACUGGAUUUUCAGAA